Portunus trituberculatus (swimming crab) is the source of this 2467-nucleotide messenger RNA. RefSeq lists its product as uncharacterized. The record is from RefSeq and is a predicted model, not a curated record. Gene Ontology annotation, biological process: early endosome to late endosome transport. The transcript has 14 exons. The coding region runs from base 1 to 1854 and encodes 617 amino acids. Gene Ontology annotation, cellular component: plasma membrane; late endosome; tubular endosome. NCBI's taxonomy places the organism in Eukaryota, Metazoa, Arthropoda, Malacostraca, Decapoda, Portunidae. Gene Ontology annotation, molecular function: guanyl-nucleotide exchange factor activity; SNARE binding.
AUGUACAGUAUUAAGAUGUACAAGACUGUGUACAAGUUAAAAUCCUUUGACAAGUAUGCACUAAGCAGCAAGGAGUUAACCUUUUGUGAGCAAACUAGGCUAAAUGAGAUACCUGAGGUCCAUUUACACAAUGUUCUUACAACAGGUAAUCCUAGUGACCUGCUCAGUAGAGGUAUCACUGGGAUCCAUCUGAAACAGUCCUCACUGUGGUGGAGCAGAGUCCCAUGCAAGUUGGGACAGAAAAGCAACACAUUUGCACUACAUAGUGUAGGGAUCAGCAUGCUCGGCUCACAACCAAAAAGGGCCAGGUUUGAAUUCUGGAUGCAGCAAGGUAUAUGGGAACAUCAUGGGGAAGAACUGGCUGGCUGGUGUGAACCCAGCUGGGUGAUCUGCAUUCCCCAACAGGCUGCCCUCCACAGUGUGACAUUCACUCUACCUCUUGUGGAAGCGCAUGCUUUAAGACAAUGUGAAACUCCUGGUCAGUAUGUGAGUGCACUUUGUGGAGAAAGUGUGGUGUACCAGAUAGCAGGAGAAGAAUCUAGAGCCAUCUUAGCUAACCAGGAGAAGGGAUUGGAAGUAUUGGUCUCCAAGGCUACUGUGCUCAAUGAGUACUUGGUGACAGUCAAGGAUAAAGUUAUCCAUCUUCUUCUGAUUGAUUCUCUGCUCAGUACCGGUCUUGAUCAAGAUGAGAAGGCCAUCCAGCACCUUCCUGCCUCUUCAAUCACUUCAUUUGCUCAAGCUGAGAAAUUUUUGCAAAAGUUUUCCUGCCAUCAACCUGUACUAUGUGAGGUGGAGCAAAGAAUUAGAGAUGCCUCUCAGCAUCUUCACCCAGCCAAUGAUAUAGACCAGAUACAGAACAUUCUUCAGGACUUGCUUAUUCAGUGUUGGGAGGACCUGCUCAAAAGACACUCCCCAUCUCUCCAAACCCACACUACUUUCCAGGAUCUACUGUUCAGAGCUCUGGAUUAUUAUGUUGGUGGCCAUCUGCAUGAACGUCUCUGGUGGUUGGUGUGCGAGAGAUGCCAAGUGGUGGAUCAGUUGGUCAAAACGCGACUUUCCCACCUUCGCCUUGCUAAUCUCUCAGCACUCCAGCUUGGUGUUCCCCCAAACUUCUACACUCCUUUGCCUGCUGCUGUUGUGGAGAUGGCCUCCAUAGCUGCAGUGGAGAGUGGAGUGGGACGACUCCAGUGUGUCAACUCAACCAUUGACCUGAUUCAAGCUCAGGCCAAGGAAGCCAGAGUGACUUUGCACCAGUAUCAGGAUCAAGAAGGUGAACCAGAGCUUGCCUUGAGCCAGGAAGAGCUAGUUGCUCUGCUGACAACAGUGGUGGUGCAGGCUCAGUGUUCCAACCUGGUCACCAACAUCUACUACAUGACACACUUUGUCUUCUCAGUUACAGAAGAUGAUCCUCUCUGGAGAAGCUUGGGUCUGCUGCGCCUGGCCUUAGAAAAUAUCAUGAAGCUUGAUGUGGCCCGCUUGCCUCCAUCUGCCAAAACUCUACGCAAAGAACUUUCUCUCCAAGACCUAAUGCAGGUUAGUGCUGAAGUGGAGUCAAGAUUUGAGGCCAAGGGUGCCAGUCGUAGUAUUGGAGAUAUAACUGCCCUUGAUCUGCAGCUUCACCAACUUACCCAGCAGAUACAAUUGUCUACUCAGGCUCACUCAGAAACCCACUUGACAAAGAGAAACUCUGCUGGUCGUAGGUCUGAUAGAACAUCAAUGUCACCCACCCAAGACAGUGGGAAAGUGCAAAGUUUCAGGGAAUUUCUUGCCAACAUUCCUUCCUCCCUCCGUGAGAGUUUGCGGCGCCGACAGUCCCAGCAACGCAGUGCCAUUCAGUCUUCUCUCAACGGAUGAGUUCCCCCUCAUGGGUGCUGUGAGUUCUCUUCUUUUUGUAUUUGUUGGUGUUUUCAAGGCAACAUUUUUCAUUUUCUAAGGGAUUCACCAUAUGAAAUGUACCUUGACAUGAGGCAGUUCAUGCAAUUGUGAUACAUAUACUGUGUACUUUUAAUCUACUUCAAGAAAAUUUUCAGUGAUACAUAAAUAAGAACCUUCUUUUGCUUUGGUUAUAUUUGGAACACUGAUAUAUUAUGAGAGGUUAAAUAAUUUUGUGUAAUUAACAAAUUAUACAUUCCAAAUAACUCUAAACAUUCAUAACUUUGUUAUGAGUUAAACUUGUGAUUUUAUUUUUUAGGGUGCAGAGUAGGGGUCUUGAAGUGUGCUAACAAAUUCUCCCAGGUGACCAGUUAAAUGGAUUAUAGGUCUUUGUACUGGCACAGCUAAGUAGAGGAGGGGAGGUCUCUCCCCUGAGUGGCACUUUUGGUCCUCUCAGUUGUCAGUUUUACAUUAUUGGGUCUGUGUGUGCUAUUGAUAACUAGGCCUAGGCCCAAUUUCUUGAUACACAUAUACCUAGAUACAUCUUUUCCAAUAAAAGCCAGCUGAAUUGCUCUGAUAUAUAUAUAUAUAUAUA